GAUAAAACAGUGUUCACAGGCAUGAUAUAAAUUUUGAGGAGACCACGGAUCUUUUAGUCUCCCUCAUUCAUUUAGUUGUCAUUUAGACAUUUGGGGUAUGCUCGAUGGAGAACAUGGUGUUAAACAUAUUUAUUUUGUUUCUUGCGAUCCAUGCCGUAACAGCUGCAGUGACAUUCGUAAGACAUCGGAGAGAAGCUUGUAAGUUUUAACUUAUUUAUUUAUAAACUAGGCGUUACAACCCUCACACCAACAGAACGCAAGCUAUACUCCCACGAGAACACUGAUUUAUUGAAAAUGUAGUCAACAGUAACAGACUUAAAGCUGAAAGCUGAUUUCAUUUUUUUUUCCACAAUACAUUUCAAAAACUACACUCGAAAAUGCAUAUAAGUUUAAGGUAUAUUUUCAAAACAAAGCUUACGUGUAGAUUACGUACGUAAAUCUCGAGGAAUUGCGUAAGACAAUGGAGUUAAUUCGUUUUAAAAUAGCUCAGAAUUCUUAGAACAACUAGACCAGCAAGAAUGCUUACUCCCACAAAGCAAUUAAGGAUAUUUCAGUUUAUGUAUUUAAGUUAAUUUAGGCGUGAUGUUUUCACUGGUGGACCAACCUUCCAACGUGUACGCAUGAAUUUUUAAUUAGUACAAAUUGAAAACUCGACUCGCAAAACAGAUUACUCUCACCAAAGAAAUUGCUGUAACUUGCAAUUUUUCUUUGUUUCAAAGAAUCAUGCUGGCAAUAAAAAGACCAUUUCAGAUUGAAUCUUUUAUAAUCACUAAAUCUUACCAUGAGAUUUAAAAAUUAAAAAGAAAAUCACAUCACUCAGAGGCAGGUACGAAUCAGAUCUUCUAGAGUUUAAGCAAUUUUUUUGCGUAAAAGUUCAUCUUUUCUUGAACAGAAUGAAAACCAAAACGAGUGGAGAAAUUGUCAUGGAAUCAAAUAUCUCUUGUUUUCAACCUGAGAUAAGUUAUAAACAUGAAUUCACCACUUCGUACCUCCGAUUCUUAAAUCCUCUCCUACGAAGAUGUUCUUACCAUUGACGUAAGCUGUUAUCUUAUUUGACAGAUAAAAAAUAGCGUAGUGAAACCUUUAAAAUCCUAAUGGUUAAUUUAUUCUCCAGUAAAUUUGACAACUGUGCACACCAGGCAUGACGACAUCGCCCACUUCACGUGCACAUCACGUGACCAGACAGCCAGCAUCACUUGGAAAAGGGAAAGAAAAGACUUAUCAAACAGCGAUCUUGGUGUAGCUGUGCUCGAAACGAAAAAUGGCGGGAAUAUGGAAAGCCAUCUAUUUGUCGCUGUGACUGAUGAUGACUUACGAGGAAAAUACGUUUGUAUAUCAAGCGAUAAACCUGAUGAGGUGCUACGUACAUUUGUUAUUGAAAGUAAGUAAGCACUCUGCUUAGUAUUUAGUUAUACAAACAUAGUAUUAAUGCGUCGAUCAAUUCGAGGCUUCAACAUCCCCCUAGGAAAUGAGUUUAAAUGCCCCCUCCCCAAAUUUUUCAGCAAAGGACAUAAUCAGCAACUGUGACUUUGUACACAUUGACCAAGCUUUAAAACCUAGACGUUAGAGCCCUUUUAUUCUGAGCCAUUCCCUCAUGAAAGUGAACUGUUUGCCUUUAAACACUUCCUUAUUUAAAGAUAUAACACUGUAACACUUGACUUUCGCUGGAAAGAUUAAGCACUUCCUAAUCUAUUGUUGGACUCUGGGAAAAACGUCGCUACAGUUAUUUGUGCAGGGCGUGUAACUCCCUACAGGUUGAGGGGUAUGAAUUCUAGCCUAUCAUCAACAUUAUAGAAGCUGGUUUCCAGUAGGGGCGUGAACUAAGUAUAAAAGUUUAAAACUACUUAAAAAAUCUUAAAAUAUACAUUAGAAAAAAAAACAAAAAUUAUAUGCAUACAUAUAUUUAUAUAUGUAUACACUAAUAUCCAUGACUUAAACUAUUAAUGCAAUAAAUAUAGCCCUAAGAAAUAAAUUAAUGUAUCACAUUUGGUUUAUAGGUUGCAAUGAGCACUUAUACUCUAAUUCUUCCCUUUCCAGACUCUUCAGAAAAAAAUAUGACUUGUUUUACCCUGCACCCUGCUCUCUCAAGUGGUUUAUUUACAGAGAACUAGACUUAAUAACAAAAACAGUGUGCGAAUCUAGCUUAUGCGAACGUAUGAACUGAAAUUUAUAGAUCUUAAAAUGUCAACUUCAACUUAAAAUAACCUGGAAAAGAUACUGUAAUAGCUUUCUGUCAAAGAAGAUGAAGAAAAAAAAUAUGUUUACGCGAAAAAUUAACGGAUCAAUGUCAGUAUCUCAGCAGUUGCGCACCUACCCCUCCCCUAACCCAAUAACAGUCAACUGAUAACAAGGUAGGAUUAAUGUUGAGUUUGCCCAGGAGGGAUAGGUGUGUAGUUUCUCAAAUACUGAGAAUAGUUCAACAUAUUAUGGCGAAAAUAAUUCAGUUCUCGCAGUUUGCUACUCACGCCAACUGUCUAUCACCUGUCAACUGUCUAUCACCUGCAGACUGUCUAUCCCUGCCAACUGUCUAUCACUUGCUAACUGUCUAUCAUCUGCCAACUGUCUAUCACAUGCCAACGUCUAUCACUUGCCAACUGUCUAUCAUCUGCCAACUGUCUAUCACCAGCCAAAAGAGUAGCUCAGUUGGUGUCGAAUGGUGUCGUUCCAGUAUCAAAUCUAAAAACACACUUCUAGUCACUACUUUUCCACAGCACCUUAAGUUCUUUUUACUUUACAGACGACCCUGCUCGCAAGGGAACACUUAGCCCUGAGCAAUUUUGGGCAAUCAUUUUGUCCGUUACAAUUGCUUUCCUUCUCCUGGUGUUCAUAGUAUUUUUCUUGUGGCGCGGAAACAGGAGAAUAAAGAGAGCUCAGAAAGAAGGCAAAGCACAGAGAUUCAGGAACAACCAUGGAGGUGCAGAGGUAUGAACAUCAUAUGAAAAAUUUGAAAUAUUUUUUUAGUUCCAGUCAAUAAAUGUAGAGGUGCACAUGUUCUGUAAAGACAGAUUUAUUGAUUCACCGUUCAGAGCAGUUUUUCCACUGAGAUUUAAACGACUCGAAUUAUUCCUGGAAAAUGAAUAAAGGGGGUAACUUUUAAAGAAACUAUGGUGCUGCGUCGGUGAGACAGUAUGGUUUGGAUGCGUACUUGUCAUUUCUUCAACGUCGCGAAGGUGUUCUCGGAAUGGAUCACCUAGUCGUCCUCCUGUUUCACCAAUGUAUAACUUUUUGUAUACUUCGACUACGGAAGUAUACAAAAAGUUACAAACUUUAUAAACGACUACGAACAUCACUAGUAACGCCCCACACCCCCUCCCUGAGUGGGAUGACAGUUGAUAGUCAAUUAGGUAUCACACUACCACACUCUAAUUCUGGCUGCAAACUUAACUUUCUUCAGACUUUCCUUUCUCGUCAAAUUUUGGCUUGUUUUUUGUUACAUGUUACAUGAUAACGGGAGCCAAUAGCGAAGGAAAAAUUGCUUACACAAUUAUGAGAAAACACUCGUGAAAAAUAAAUUGCGAGAAAGAUGAGCCUCUUGUUGAUUUGGUUUUCAGAACUUUAGAUAAUACUACCAAAGUAGCAAAAAAUUCUGCAAUACUAUAGGUUUGUGUUUUCAUUGCUCACAGUUUAUUCUCUGUCUUUGUCUGUUAUAGGAAAACCUGGCCGUAGAAGGGGAGCUUGUCGAGUUUAGAGGAUACAGAGUCGAGGCUGAAGCCGAGAGAAAUGAGCAAAUGACACCUGACACUGGAAAUGGAAAUGCCAGAAAUAACUGUGAAGAAGACAAACACGAGGAAAACACGACUCAGGCUGUGAUUGAGUCUUCGGGGAGAAGCGGAAGAGAAGGCUGUACACAGUUCUGAAAGAGCAUCUGGUAAAAUUUCCGCGCAGCCCCAUACUACAUUAUGCAU
Pocillopora meandrina is the source of this 3905-nucleotide messenger RNA. The record is from the annotation of a GenBank genome assembly. Lineage: Eukaryota; Metazoa; Cnidaria; Anthozoa; Scleractinia; Pocilloporidae.